Mesorhabditis spiculigera is the source of this 2070-nucleotide messenger RNA. NCBI's taxonomy places the organism in Eukaryota, Metazoa, Nematoda, Chromadorea, Rhabditida, Rhabditidae. The record is from the annotation of a GenBank genome assembly.
AUGUCCGAUCUACCACAGAGUGGAGUGGUCAAGAAAUUGACGGAAUUGUUCAGCGGCCCGGAGUACGCCGUCAGUAAUCAGACGGCAAGCCCCAUCAUAGUCCGUCGCGCCGCCGGCAAUUUGGGGCGGACUGAUCCUCCCCUGGCUCCAUACACGGAGGCCAUUCAGAAGCAACAAGAGGCGCCGGCGUCUUCUCUGGGUCGCAGCCUAGAAAUCUCCGCACGGGGAUCCAAUCCCCCGAAUGAAAGGUUUGAGCAGGAGGCGCUGGGCCCAAACUAUGAUACAGCCGGACGGAGCAAACCCGAUAUUUAUGGGGGCCGAUGUUAUAACUGGGCGUGGGAGGAUAGAAAGCCGAGUGAACACAUCCCUCGUGAAGAUCCGUCCUAUCUUGCCUUUCGAGAAGAGGAGCGUAGGCGCAUCAUGGAACGGCAAGACCCAGAAAUCUAUGAUUGGAAAUCCAAUAAGCGCGAGUCGAAGAGCUCCAAAAUGAAAGCCGAAAUAGAUAUGGCGUUGGCUUCAAGGCGGGAGGCAGUGCUAACCCCCGUGAAACCGUACAUAAAGCCCCACAAACGCUGUCCCUAUCCCGAUAUGGAGAUUGCGUUGGCCAAAGCCCGAAAGGAAGCAGAGCAAGCCAUGGAGGCUGAGCGUGGGUUGGAGAGACCAGGCUUGGACGGCUGCCACCAAUAUGGGGACGACGAUCCCAGAAAAACUUCCCCUCAGCCGAUGGUGACACCCACACCAGGGCCGAGCCAACGGGCUCAGCCGCGGCCAGUGGAUCGGCCGGGAGAAGUUCGUCUUGAGGAUGGAACCCUUAUCAUCAGAAAACAAUUCGAAUUCCCAACCGAGAAAACGCGGCCUAAAGCUCUGAGGAUUCCUGGUCCAAAGGGGCCCCUAUUCGGCUUUCAGUCAAAGAUCGCGCCUGCAUGCCGCAAAACGGCCCAGAGGGUUGCAGAUUUCAUUGACCGUAUUCGACCGCAAAAGUCUCCACGGAAGCUGACCGAGUCCGAAAUCGAAAAAAUGCGGAUUUUUGACCCAAGCACCAUCGAAGAUGACGAUAUAUCGGUUGGAUACGAAGCUUGCGGAGAAGUUCAGGAAAUCCGAUCUGAAGACGACUUUUCUGAUGACGAUCUCGAGAUGGAACUGACAAAUGGCGAGCAAGAAACGGACAGAGCCGGCGAGACCAGGGCCGCAGUUGAAGAAACCAUGGACUAUGAUGGGGAUGUGUGCAAAGAAAAGGUCGACGACAUUGAACAAGAAAGUUUAGAAGCUGCGGGGCCGAUCGCCGGGUCGAAACGACGUAGCGAAAGCAUUGAAGAAGACUGUUCAGAUGAGGAACUGAUAAUUCAUCGGAAAAGAGCCCGGUCCGGUAGCCAAGGCCAAGAACGACCUAUGGGACGAAACAGAUAUGUGCCCUUGACGGCCUGGCCGGAAGAACUAAAAGCCACUGCCACUCAUCUAGUUCGUGAUCUAAAAAUGGACACUGAUGGCCUGCUCCGUUGGUCCAGUUCGCUUGGAUAUUUGGUUCAACGAAAUCAGCUGAGAAAGUUUAUCAACCGGGUUAAAAAAGGACAAACGGCCCAAAGAAAAGAGGUUCCUGUCCAUUCUUUGACGGACCGCAACAAAGAAGCGCGGGUCAAGUGUUCAAAAAAUCUGCUGGCGGCGUUACAGUCAGGCGACGUCUUGAUCUCCAAGCUAGUCUUUUCUGAUGAAAAGACCAUAAACAUCGACCCUCCGCGGGGCCAUGAAUGGGUCCUGUCAAAGGCUGGCAGCAAAAAAGAAGUGGACUCGGAAUUGCUUGAUCUACCGCAUGGGAAGCCGACAGGGCCCGGCUAUCUGAUACAUGGCGCUGUAACCGGAACGGGACAGAAGCUACCCCUAAUUAUUUUGGAAAAGGGUAUCAACAUCGGUGGGCCAGAAUAUAGGUAUAUGCUACAAAGGCAUAUCACACCAGCGGCUCAACAGCUUGUCGGCGACGAUUUCAUUUUUCAACACGAUUGGGCACCGGGCCAUAAUGCAAAUGAGACCCACGCAUGGCUAGUUCAAAACAACAUUCGCUACUUGGACAGAGAA